AUGUUCCUACUUAUUACCUAUUUACUCAAAAUUACUUACCAACAAACUCUUUUUUAUUCUGCAUUCACUGACACUACUUUAACAAAUGCUGAAAGUAUCAUAUUUAUUAAUAUAAGAUUGGUCAUUUAUUGGAAUUAAUCCUCUUGAUGUCAUCUAAUUAUGUGGUCCUUAUAGUAUUGUAGGUGGAUAUGAAAAAUUUGCACUUGGAAUUGCUGCUACUAAAUUCUUAUUAUUACCUCCUCAUUAUAAAAUCUAAAUUUCAUUCACUCUUUUUAUGUAAUUUUUGAUAUUUAAUAACAGAAUUGAUACAUGGGAUCAAAAUGAAUACUUCCACUUGUAUGUAGAUGAAAGCUUAGUUUAUAAUAAAGCAUACUCCUAUGAACAAGCCUUUAAUAAUAUUUGUGGGUAAACAGGAAAUCACAGAUCAGACUCCUUUUAUGAAAUUUAAUUUGAAUUUCCACAUACAGGAACAACAACAUUCAUUCAAUUGACAAGUACUUUGGAUUAAAUACCUUUUGAUGUAUAAUUAUUUCUAAAAAUAGGAAUCAUGGGGUUUUAGGAAUUUCAGAAUUUUCCUUUAUUUAUGUCCAUCUGGAUGUCUCACUUGUUCUUAAUCUGAUACAUAAACAGAAUGCAAAACCUGGAUCAUUACUAAUACAUUCUUUACUGAAACUUAAUACGAUUCAUUUUCAACUGAUGGUUGGAAUAUUCUCAAUGGUGAUUAUACAAAAUAAUAAUGUUCAAGUAAUAAAACUUUAAUUAAAAUAGUGAUACCAAGUACUUGUGGCUAUGGUGUUUGUGGGAAAGAUACAAUAUUGACUUUGAACUUGGUUUCUCUACCAUUCCAUACAAGAAUGAAAAUUAAAUUCAAAUAUCUCAAAAUAGAUAGUUGGGAAUAUAAUGAUUAUGCUAUUUUAUAAGUAAAUCAAAAUCUUAGAUGGAAGUAAAGACUAUCAGAAUUAAACUAAUACUUAUAUUAAAUAUGUGGAGGAUCUGCUUAAGACACUUUUAUUAAUGUUGAGCUUACUUUUCCGCAUUACUUAACAUCUUCAACAAUCACAAUAUCAAAUACAUUAGAUCAAAUAUAUAGUGAUGAAUCAUUUGGAAUAAGAGAUAUAGAAAUUUUUGUGUGUAAAUAAUUCAUACCAUAAAUAGAAUAAUCAAUAUGUGGAGAUACAAUUAUUCAAGAAAAUGAAGAAUGCGAUGAUGGGAAUUUGGAUCCUUUCGAUGGAUGUUUCAAUUGCGUUUUUUCUUGUGUAGAUGGAUGUUCAUUAUGUCAUAAAGGUAUUUGCUUAGGCUGUUAUUCUGGAUGGUUAUAUUUAAGAUAUGCUUCAACUUGUGAAAAAAUAUCUUAUAUUAAUUCUGCUAGUUAAAUUAUUGCUAAAUCUGAUACAAUUUGUUAUGAUUAUAUUGAAGGUUGUUAAGAAUGUUUAAAUGGAAUAUGCAUUUAAUGUUAAAAAGGAUACUAAUUGAAAUAAGAGAGUAAUGAUUGUUAAUCAAUUUGUGGAGAUAAUAUAGUAACAAUUGAUGAGGAAUGUGAUGGAUAAAAUUGUAUUUAGUGUAAAUUCAUUUGUCCAAACUUUUGUGAUUAAUGUGAAUUUGGUGUUUGUUAAGUAUGUUAAUAAGAUUAUUAUUUAUAAAAUAAUUAAUGCAUUAAAUAGACAAUAAAUUUAUGUUAAACUUAAUGUGAAGUUUGUAUUGAUAGUGUUUGUUAUAAAUGUUAAUAUGGACAUAAUCUUGUUUUAGGAGAGUGUUAAGAAAUUUGUGGUAAUAAUAGUUUAGCAUUAUAUUCUCUUGAUGAAUGUACAUGUAAUCCUUUUUGCUUAGAUUGUAGAUUUGGAUAUUGUUAUUAAUGUAGAUAAUCUUAUUAUUUAAUAAAUAAUACAUGUAUAAAUAUAUGUGGAGAUAUGAUUGUUUCAGAAGAUGAAGAAUGUGAUGAUGGUAAUGAAAUAGAAUUUGAUGGAUGUUUUGGAUGUUAAUUUUCAUGUCCAUUAAAUUGUAAAGAUUGUUAAGAAGGUAUCUGUUUAGAUUCAUGUUAAUAUGGUUAUUAAUUAAUUAAUAAUGAAUGCAUUACAAUUUGUGGUGAUUUAAUAAUAGCAGGAACUGAAUAAUGUGAGGAUAAUAAUAAAAUAAAUUAUGAUGGAUGUUAUUAAUGUUAAUAUUCAUGUCCUCUAUAUUGUAAUGAUUGUAUAAAUGGAUAAUGUUUAAUGUGUGAUCUUGGAUAUAUAUUGUAUGAAAAUAUGUGUACAAAUAUUUGUGGUGAUGGAGUUUUAUCUAAUUUAGAAUAAUGUGAUGAUGGAAAUCAAAAUGAUGGAGAUGGUUGCUCAUCUAAUUGUUUUGUUGAAAUUAAUUGGAUUUGUAAAUAGGAUGAUGUUUGUAAUUAUGUUAAGUAUCCUACUCUUAUUUCUGAAUAUAUAAUGUAGAAAAAUUAAUAUCAAUAUAUCAAAAUUACAUUCUCUUAACCAGUAUAAACAUUAUCAAAUAUCAAUUAUAUAGAUACCAUCAAUGCAUCAAUUAUGGAUUUAAAUGAAACUCUCUUUAAUAUCACAAUUAUGGAAGUUUAACCAGCUCUAUUUAAUAAAACAUCUGAAGUAUAAUAUGUGAUGUAAAUUGAAAUAUUUUAGAGUCUUGAUUACUAUCCUAUCUUAGAAAUUAAGUUAACUGAACAAUUAUAUAAUGAUAAUUAAGCGUCUUUGAUAUUUAUGAUUGAUUAUUUGUAAUUAAAGUAACCAAAUUAUAUUACUGAAGAAUAGAUAUAAAUAGCUAGUACCUUUUAAUAAAUAAAUGAAGUUUCAGUUAAAUCAUUAUGUCUCCUUACAAUUUUACUUAUGUUAUUAGGAAAUGCACUCUCUUUUUGGGGUAUCUUGGAUGCUCUUUAAGAAUAAUCAUAUCUCAAAUUUAUUAAUGUUUUAUAUCCCUAAACAUUAAUAAUUUAUUUUUCAUCUAGUAAAGUGGUAUCAGUUUAACCAGCUUUAGAUACUAUUACACUUUAUAAAAAUGAAGGAAAAUUACUUUAAUUUCCUUAUUUGUAAUCUUAUGAAAAGUUUGAGUUUUAUGAAAUCAACGCUGAUAUUGCUGAAGGAUUUAGAGCUGAAUUAUUCAUCUUUGCCACUCUAUUUGGUAUUUACAUAGGUACUUCAUAUGGAGUUAAGAUUUUAUAAAAAUUGGAACUAUCAGAAUUCUUAUCGAAAUAACCUAAAUUAAUUAGAUUAAUUUAAAAAAUAAAACAAAAAGUUAAUGCUAAAAUGAAAGAUGCUAAAGGAAAUGGUUUAAAAAGUACUUUACGUGCUUGUACUUGGGAUCUAAUAUUUAUGGCAUUAUUGGAAUUAAAAGCUCCUCAUUAUUUUGAAUCGCCAAGAUCAUAUAUUUGUAUUUUGAUUGCUAUUUCAAUUCUAAUAACAGCAAUAAUUAUCCUAUUAAAUUAAGUUGAAGGUUUGAAAUCUUGGAAAAAGCAAAACUUUCAUCAAUUUUGGUAAUAAAAAAGAGAUAUCUUUCAAGUUACUAAAAAGUUUCUGAUUCUCUAUAUAUUAGUAUUCUAUUAAUAUGAAUAAGAACUUUAAACAUUGAUUCUAACUUUGAUUAAUGCAUUUUACUUGGUAUACAUAAUCAAUUUCAAGUAUAUUGAUGAUAAUUUAGAAUAUGUCAAAACUAUUGUAAUGGAAACUUCAUUAACCAUUUUUACUGCUUCAACAUUUGUAAAUUGGAAUAUUGUUUCUAAUUAUCUUCUAUAUAGUUAAAGAAUUAUAAUUGGUUGGAUAUAAAUGUCGAUAUUAGUUAGUGUUUUAAUCAUCUUUAUUUUUAUUGAGUUAUUUAAUACUUAUUCAUUAGUAAAGAAGAAAAUAAUAGAAUCAAGAGAGAAAAAAAAUAGAUAAAAAAUUAAUCAAAAGUAAAAGUAAAAUCAAGAAGAUCUAGAGUAAGGAAUUUAAAAAUAAAAAAGUACUAUAAUUAAGGAGAAAACUAUAUUUUCUAGAGCACAUUAUACAAGCAAAGUUUAACCUUAAAAAAUUUGA
Molecule: messenger RNA, 4010 nt
Organism: Paramecium pentaurelia
Lineage: Eukaryota; Ciliophora; Oligohymenophorea; Peniculida; Parameciidae
Source: the annotation of a GenBank genome assembly